Molecule: messenger RNA, 630 nt
Organism: Rhinichthys klamathensis goyatoka
Lineage: Eukaryota; Metazoa; Chordata; Actinopteri; Cypriniformes; Leuciscidae
Product: paraneoplastic antigen Ma1 homolog
Exons: 1
Coding region: 40-489 (149 amino acids)
Cellular component (GO): nucleus
Source: RefSeq, a predicted model, not a curated record
UUUCCUGAGCACAUACUGUUGAGGACACAGGUGAACAAAAUGGAGGUUAGUGAGAUUAUUGAUUGGUGCAGAGAGAAAGGUGUUGAGUUGGACAGGGUUAUCAUUCUGAGCAACGUACCUGCAGAUUGUGAAGACAGAGUAGUUUAUGGAGUGCUGGAUGCUGCUCUGGGAAUGAGGAAAUGCAAAGUGAUUGGUCGCCUCUUUGAUAAGACUAAGCGACAGCAGUUUCUUCUGAUUGAGACAGUUAGCAAGGUUUCUGAGAUGUCUAUACCGGCAGAGCUCGGAGGACCUGAAGUAGGUACCUGGUACACACAGGUUGUGCAUGUUGCAGCUGAAGCAUCUAAACACAGUAAGGAAGAUGAGUUUCAGACUAAGCUGAUGUCUUUUCUUCAAGCAGAGGGAAAGUCGCUAUCUGACAUUCCAAGUCUGGCUUCCUCUACACCUGUGCUUGACACUAAACUGGUUGAUGCCAUAAACUCCCUUGUUUAAACAUGUCAUGUGGCUUCAUCUGAGGAGAGAGCUGGAUAUAGGAAGUUGCGUCCCUUCUCUGGGUUCAUUCCCACUCCCCAUGGAGAGGAUGAGUAUGAGGUCUGGGUGGAGCAGACUACUCACAUUCUGGAAGCGUGGCAG